This is a messenger RNA of Cynoglossus semilaevis (tongue sole), 369 nucleotides long. Its product is annotated as transmembrane protein 260-like. The record is from RefSeq and is a predicted model, not a curated record. NCBI's taxonomy places the organism in Eukaryota, Metazoa, Chordata, Actinopteri, Pleuronectiformes, Cynoglossidae. Bases 38 to 289 code for a protein of 83 amino acids. The transcript is spliced from 2 exons.
CAGGAAGAGUCGCUGCGUGUCCUGGCUGCUGGCGGCCAUGUUGCUGGUCUACUCGGUGUUCUUUGCCUGGAGAGCUAACCUGGACAUCAGCAGACCCCUGCUGCUGGGAGUGGUUGAGCGUUUUUGGAUCCAGAGCGACGCUGUCGUGUGUGUGCUGGCGGGCCUCGGCUUGACGACGACUCACGCUGAGCUGGAGCGGAGGCUGGGCUUUGGGGGGGUGUGGAAGACCACAGGCUGGGCCCUCACGGUGGCGCUGUUGGCACAAAUGGUGCGCACCAAUCACAGGUGAUCGCCACACUUUACCAGUCUAACAUACAGUAUAUAUCCUGGGAUGAACUGGUGUUAAUUUACAACAAAAACGUGUUUAUG